This is a messenger RNA of Asterias rubens (European starfish), 2308 nucleotides long. RefSeq names its product SEC14-like protein 2. Bases 100 to 1281 code for a protein of 393 amino acids. NCBI's taxonomy places the organism in Eukaryota, Metazoa, Echinodermata, Asteroidea, Forcipulatida, Asteriidae. Gene Ontology annotation, cellular component: cytoplasm. The transcript has 12 exons. The record is from RefSeq and is a predicted model, not a curated record.
CAAAAAGUUACAAACUCCAGGCAGAGGAAGUUCGUAUCGAUGUUGACUCGAAGUUUGAGUCGAACUUGUUAAUUGAACUUCAAUUAAUUCAGGGGGAGAAUGAGUGGGCGUGUCGGAGACUUAAGUCCAAAGCAGGAGGAGACCUUGAAAUUGUUCCGGGAGAAAGUGUCUGAUAUUCUUCCGCAAAUUGAGGAUGACGAUCACAAUCUUCUUCGCUGGCUUCGAGCCAGGUCCUUCAAUCUUGAAAAGGCUGACAGUAUGUUGCGCAAUCAUGUGAAUUUCUGCAAAGAAUGGAACAUUGAUUACAUCAGGAAUGAAUGGAAAGCUCCUGAGGUCUUGGAGAAAUACAUGAUCGGGGGUCUAUUUGGAGAGGACAAAGAGGGCAGACCUGUGUACUACGAAGCUUACGGCAGAAUCGACUGUAAAGGUAUCAUCUAUUCUAGUACCCAGGCGGACAUCAUGAAGAACGAACUACGGACAUGUGAAGCUAUCUUACAGAGAUUCAGGGAACAGACGGAAAAGCAUGGUCGUAGAAUCGACGAUCUGACCAUGAUCCUUGACCUGGAUCAGGUGGGCGUUGGACACCUAUGGAUGCCCUUCCUUAAUGUCUACUUUGAGGUACUCAACCAGUUUGAAGCCAACUAUCCAGAGACACUCAAACGGUGUAUUGUCAUCAAUGCUCCCUCCAUGGUGUCCGUUGGUUACAACCUCUUCAAGCCAUUUCUCAGUGUUGAUACAAGAUCCAAAGUCAAAUUUUGUGGAGGUAAUUACCAAAGUAAACUACUGGAGUUUAUUAACCCAGACCAGUUACCAAAGCAUUAUGGAGGCACAGCUGUACAUGAUGGGGACCCAAAGUGUAGUGCAAAGAUUCGAUCUGGAGGAAAGAUACCCAAGUCCUACUACUUGAAAGAGCAGCAUUUAUCGGGCUCCAGUAACCUUAAGAAGGUUACCGUAGGGUACGGUGCUAAGCUGGAACUACCAUUUGAGGUGACUGAACCGUCCUCUGGCCUUCGCUGGGAGUUUCUGACAGAAAAAGACGACAUUGGAUUCGGAGUCUACCGUAAGGAAACCUCACCAGACGGCAAAAGCAAAUUGGUUGAAGUCAUCGCAACUUCUCGUUUCUCAUGCCAUAUGGUUCCAGAAAGUGGCGUUAUGGAAUGUGACCAAGUUGGAACAUAUGUUGCCGUCUUUGACAACAGCUUCAGCUGGGUCAAGAGCAAGAAGCUGCACUACUCAGUGGACAUCCUCCCCCCGGAUACACAAAGUACAUCUGACCUAUAGCUGGGGCAAUGCAGUCAGGCAGGGGGGACUCUUCAAUGUGAUGAACUUCCUCCCUCUGUUAAAACUCCUACGCACAAUAAUUGUAUAAAGCUAUUAAAGGAGAAAGGUUUGCUAAACACAAGUGUUAGCAGGGAACCGGGCACAGUACAAAAAAAAGUAUUCAUUAGCUGGUUACCCAUAUAUUUUAAGCAAAAACAAUUCUGUGCUAAGCAAAUUGUUAUGCUUUGUCUCAAUUUUCCACAACAAAUUAUCUAUUUAUAUGCAUUUAUUUUCAGAUGGAUGGAUUUGUACUUGCAUUGUUAUGUCAUAUCUGAUAAAAAGAACUGCUGACAAGCUAGAUGCGUUUUGCUAGUUUGCUUAUUAUGGUUUAGCAGUGUGAAAUAUGGUUGGGUUUAGAAAGAAUGUCUGUUUACAUUUUUUUUAAAUAAGGCCCAUGACCUUGUUAAGUUACUCGGCACAAAAAUUACUUAGCAUAUAUAUUACCAGCAAAAAUACAGUUUAAUGUAUAGUUUGUGACAUGGUUCCUUGAAAAUGUUUGCUUAGAAGAAAAAUCAUGGCACUAUUUUCAAAGGGAUAGCUUAAUAGAAUUGGACCUUACACUUCCGUAUUAUACUACAGUGUAUCUGUGUACAGAGAAAGAGUCCUAUAUAGGGCUAAAUUGGACCCAGCUAGUUUGCACAAAAAUGUGCUAAACACAGACAAAUGUUGCAGCUUAAUAAAUUUGGGCCUAACUGUUUCUCAAAAACUACAGUAUUUCAAGCAAAGAAGCACUUAUGGGGAAGUUUUUCAUUAUUUUUUAUACAUGUGAACUUUAUGAAUUAUAUUUCAUAUAAACUUUUUGUUUCUAAUAAAGAGGAUAUUUAAGCCUAUUUUAAUAUUCACAUUAGAAAAAAAGUCACCUUUAAAAAAAAUUUUAAGCUGUAAUAUUGAUGAAAAGAAAAUGUAUGUUUAUGGUUACAAAAGUAGUGCUAUACAAGUUUGUACAUAGUUUAAUUUUCAAAAACAGUAUUGGUGUAUGAUCAGUUCA